Dioszegia hungarica is the source of this 627-nucleotide messenger RNA. RefSeq lists its product as uncharacterized. Gene Ontology annotation, biological process: mitotic sister chromatid segregation. The coding region runs from base 1 to 627 and encodes 208 amino acids. The transcript has 4 exons. NCBI's taxonomy places the organism in Eukaryota, Fungi, Basidiomycota, Tremellomycetes, Tremellales, Bulleribasidiaceae. The record is from RefSeq and is a predicted model, not a curated record. Gene Ontology annotation, cellular component: MIS12/MIND type complex; kinetochore.
AUGUCAGGCCCCGAACCCACGAUUCAAAGGAUAAAUGUCGAUGCCGAGGCGGAGUGGCUAAAGAUAAGAGGGAAUAUCGAACGGGCGAUGAUGGAGACGAUGGAGGCGAGGUUAGGGACGAUGCCAGGGGGCGCGACUGGGUCUGCUGCGAGGGCUGUGAGGAGGGAGGUGGAGGCGAGGCUGGGACGUAUCCGCGAAGACAUGUUCAACCUCGCCAAGCCCAACGUCCGCAUCAACGGUCAAGCCUACGAGACCUUUAUCGAAGCCACCGAGCCAUGGGACGAGGCACUAGACCAUCGCAUGUGGUCCAUAGCCACCGAAAAGGAUUCAUGGAUGGACGAGGUGGCUGUCCUGCGCAAGAGUCUGCCGGGGCAGGUACAGGCGGUAGAUCUGGAUCUGGAGCGGAGGAGGACGAAUAUGGAGUGGUUGCCUGAAGGAGAGGAUGAAGAUGAUGGACCCAAGGAGAAGGCCGUGGUCCCUCCGCCGCCGAGGCAAGAGGAGGUGAAGACGUUGAUGGAGGAUACUAUCGCGAAUAUCUCCGAACUUGUUCAGACGGCGCCAGUACAGCUUCAACGAGCGCAACGCGCACAAACGGUCAGAGAGGAGGUCGCGAGCCUGCCUAGAUGA